AUGGAUCAACUACAAUCCCCAUUUUCUCCCCGCCCGACCCUCCGCACCAAGAAGUUCCCCGUGGGCGAUACUCCCAGCCCACCAAGCUCUAUUACAACAUCGGCACCUCCAUCUCCAACCACUUCAACGCGUCGACACAACCAGGUGACCUCGCCUGACCACCUCUUCGACCUCGUCUUCCACCCACAUACCGCAAAGGAAGACUCCGACUCUCCCCGCCAUGGCCUCAGCGAGCCCGCAAACGGCGUGAGCGUCCUCCCCUGCGCUGUCCUCCGCGGCCGCUCUUCUCUGAUGGUCGUCCGCCGCCGACCCUCUGCAGUCGAGAUGGCUCUUAGCGAAGAACAGUCCCGCUGCGACUGCGAUGCUAUUGAGCGCCAAGGUCUGGACCUCAUGGAACCGCGGCCUAUCGAGCGGAAUGCGGCUAUGGGCUUCCACCAUGCUCCCGGUGCAAUGUCGAGCAUCGGUGCGGUGGGUGCCCCUCAGCGACGCUCCUGUUCCGGGGCGAGGUCAAGUGUUUCUAGUGACAGCCGAGCAGUGCAGCAGCCCCGGUUCGUUAUGGGGGGGUAUCUUUGA
Penicillium chermesinum is the source of this 573-nucleotide messenger RNA. RefSeq lists its product as uncharacterized. NCBI's taxonomy places the organism in Eukaryota, Fungi, Ascomycota, Eurotiomycetes, Eurotiales, Aspergillaceae. The coding region runs from base 1 to 573 and encodes 190 amino acids. The record is from RefSeq and is a predicted model, not a curated record. The transcript has a single exon.